This is a messenger RNA of Uncinocarpus reesii 1704, 954 nucleotides long. RefSeq lists its product as uncharacterized. The transcript is spliced from 2 exons. Gene Ontology annotation, cellular component: membrane; cytoplasm; mitochondrion. The coding region runs from base 1 to 954 and encodes 317 amino acids. Lineage: Eukaryota; Fungi; Ascomycota; Eurotiomycetes; Onygenales; Onygenaceae. The record is from RefSeq and is a predicted model, not a curated record.
AUGAAACUCAUCGUCAAUGGCGGCCUAUCCGUCUCAGCAGUGAUACGGCGACAGACGACCUCGUCUCACUACCGGGCUUUGCGCCGGAACACAUCGACCUCUACUACCUCGUCCCAACCCACUCCGGCCCCGAAAGCCGCGGAUGCCGCCAAAUCUCCCACGUCGCAGCCGCAUCCACACAGUUCCGCAAGUGCGUCGGCGGGAGCUGCGCUCCCAUCGAUACCGGAAGCGUCGUCUCGGUCGCUCCGGCAAAUUAUAAAAGCAAGUCCGCUAGGGCAGGCGGUGGGAUGGUACAGUCGUCAGCAGCACACGCGGCCGUAUUGGACGCAGAUGUGGAGUACGCUGGUGAUAUUCUUCUGUGCCGAUCUUUGCGCGCAAUUUGUGGUGCCCAGCGAUGAGGGCUCACAGCUCGAAGGGGAGAAGGAUGGGACCGCGACGGAUGACGUUGCGUCGAGUGCCUGGUCGAGAUAUGACCCGUUAAGGACGGCGAGACACUUGACGGUGGGAGCCGUGGCUUGCAUUCCGGUGUAUAGAUGGUUCAUGUUUCUCCAUCACCACUUCAAUUACGCUUCCAAAGGCCUCUCGAUUCUCACCAAAGUCAUCGUAUCACAAUCCGUUUUCACACCUACCUUCAACACCUACUUCUUCACCAUGCAAUCUCUCCUCGCCGGUGCGUCGCUCGAGGAUACCUGGGAGCGAGUCAAGAAAGCAGUGCCCAACAGCGUCAUGAACAGUCUCAAGCUGUGGCCCGGCGUCACCGCGUUCUUAUUCCUCUAUGUUGAGCCACAGUUCCGCAGUAUCGUCUCCGGUGUGGUGGCUGUGGGGUGGCAGACGUAUCUGAGCUGGUUGAACCAAAAGGCUGCUAAGGAAGUUAGGGAGGCUGCUGCUAUCGGAGCGGGGGACCUGUUAGAAAGUCCCACCCCACGGAAUGGCGCAGUUCUUCAACCUUCGUGA